Molecule: messenger RNA, 1375 nt
Organism: Entelurus aequoreus (snake pipefish)
Lineage: Eukaryota; Metazoa; Chordata; Actinopteri; Syngnathiformes; Syngnathidae
Product: claudin-4-like
Exons: 1
Coding region: 165-1115 (316 amino acids)
Biological process (GO): bicellular tight junction assembly; cell adhesion
Cellular component (GO): plasma membrane; bicellular tight junction
Molecular function (GO): structural molecule activity
Source: RefSeq, a predicted model, not a curated record
GACAAGUCACGCAGGGCGCCGACGAGGAUCUGCACACCGAGAGAAUGAAGAUCCAAAAGGGGAGGAGCUGAAAGAAAGGAGAUCUAACGAGCGCCUGAAGGAGGGUUCUGUCACAUGUGGACCAACAAGGAGAAGAAGGAAGAAGACAUCUGAGCGGCGUUGCCAUGGCGUCCUUAGGCAUGCAGAUGCUGGCCAGCGCCCUGUGCCUGCUGGGUUGGGCGGGCGUCAUCAUCAGCUGCCUGCUGCCCACGUGGCGGGUGACGGCCUUCGUGGGCAGCACCAUCGUCACCUCGCAGACCAUCUGGGAGGGCAUCUGGAUGACCUGCGUGGUCCAGAGCACGGGGCAGAUCCAGUGCAAGCCCUACGAGUCGCUCCUGGCGCUCGGCGCCGACCUGCAGGCGGCCCGGGCGCUCACCGUGCUCGCCAUCGUGACCGGCGCUGUGGGCCUCCUCCUGGCUUUUGUCGGGGGGAAGUGCACCCGGUUCAUGGAUGACGAGCGCCCCGGGUCCAAAGGGAGAGUGGCGGUGGCGGCGGGGGCCGUGCUGAUCGUCACCGGGUUACUGUGUUUGAUCCCCACGUCGUGGGUGGCCGGCGCCGUGGUCAGGAGGUUCUACAGCGCCACCAUCGACGCGCAGCGGCGAGAGAUCGGCGCCAGUCUCUACAUCGGCUGGGGGGCGUCCAUCCUACUCAUCCUGGGAGGGGGCUUGUUCAUCAGCUCCACGUGCCCCCUCAAAGCGCACGACGCCGACAAGACCCCGUCGGUUCGAUACCUGGUGGUCCGCUCCCCAAACGGGUCCUCGCAGCACAACCGGAUUCCAGAAGCCACCCCAGCCCGGGCGGUUUUCACCCGGCCUCCCAGCUACGAGGGGGCCUCGGCAAAGUCCGAGCCGUUCGCCAGGACCACCUGGACGGACGGGCCCGAGCGUGGUCUCAGACAAGGGUCACAGAUGUCCUCGGCCCUCUCAACCAAAUCCCAGCUGAAGCGACAGGACUCGCCGCCAUCGGAGCAAAGCGAGGCGCCGUCCACCAAGUCUCAGCUGCAGCUGGACCAGACCUUGGACUCCUCCAGGAAUGAAGAGGAUGUGUCCACCAACCCAUCAAAGACGUACCUUUGACGUGGGCCCCCUGUUUACUUCCUGGUACUUCUUCUACAAGUAGUUUGGGAUCCGACACAACUCACAAAGUACUCUUUCCGUGUAUUUAAGUGCUGGGAUUUGGAAUAUUCAUCAAUUAUUGCACUACGUUUUGACUGGGAGACGAAAGCAACGUCCGACCAGGAAACAAUAAGACACUAAAUAACUGUAACAUAUGAAAUACAUCAGCAUAAUAACGAGCACUCCGUGUGUAAAUGUGACUUUUUAACUUCAUCCUCUGA